AUGCUCUCCUGCCACCCUCUUCGGAGUCAGAGCUCCCCAGUCCGGCACCCCAAUGACGACCGUGCGAUGAUCCACCCAUUGUCCAGGAUUGUAUUUCAGUCACGUGAGAAAUGGCGGUGUUUUCGGAGAAGCGACGCCGCUCCCCGGCCGACACCGGGGUGGACUACGAAGGCGCCGGAGCCGUUGAUUGGACACCACAGCCGGCGUGACUGUGGCUACCGCGCGUCCAGCACAAGAUCACGUGAUCUCCGCUGUCGCCCAGCCGCCGCCGCGGGUCUCCACCCAGUCCCACUGGCCUCUUUGCCUUCCGCCGGUCUCGAUGAGAUCCGUUCACGGGCCGAUGGAGAGACUCCGGACGGUGCUCGACCCCAGGGUGGAUCAUUCUGCAGUUCGCACAGCUCCUGA
Penicillium diatomitis is the source of this 405-nucleotide messenger RNA. RefSeq lists its product as uncharacterized. The record is from RefSeq and is a predicted model, not a curated record. Lineage: Eukaryota; Fungi; Ascomycota; Eurotiomycetes; Eurotiales; Aspergillaceae. The transcript has a single exon. Bases 1 to 405 code for a protein of 134 amino acids.